This is a messenger RNA of Lichtheimia ornata, 267 nucleotides long. RefSeq lists its product as uncharacterized. The record is from RefSeq and is a predicted model, not a curated record. Bases 1 to 267 code for a protein of 88 amino acids. The transcript has 2 exons. NCBI's taxonomy places the organism in Eukaryota, Fungi, Mucoromycota, Mucoromycetes, Mucorales, Lichtheimiaceae.
AUGGAUGACGAUCACGUUAUUGCUCCCGUGCCUUUGGACGGCCAAGAACGCCUUGCUGCUCUCCAACACCUUGGUGCCUCUUUUCACGAAGGCCGUCGUCGUAUUUCCAAAGUUGCUACACCAGCUGAUGACAUGGAAGACAAGAUACCCGCUUUUGUUGAUAACCAAUGUGUCGAUAACGAUGACCAGACCACAGGACCAUCAAAACAUCAUCAUUCUCCACACCACUAUGCUAACCGAAAAACAUUACCGGAUCGAAUACAAUAA